GUGAAACGCUUUUGUGCUUCACGUUUCCCUGGAUGUGCCGUCGGGUAGCCAAGAAGCGAGAAACAAACGGGCGCAACCUGCCACCAAAGCUCUUUUGAUGAUUCGGGUCUGCUAAAUAUGCCGAAGCAAUCAACGGCUGUUCCCCCACUAUGCGGGGUCAACACACCCGAUCGCGGGAAUCGCGAAUGCAUUCGUUCCGCAGCGCUGGCGAGAGGCAGAAGGCAAACGGAGCUUUCAAAAGAAACGCUCUGGCUGGCUGGUCUGACCUCCUGAUCUAUCGCUUGGGUGCUUUUCCUAGCUAAUUCUAGACACUUUUUCUUUUUUUUUUUUAAAAAAAAAAAAAAAAAAAAGAAAAGGCCCGAAGUCCUUACUCCUCAGCAUAUUCGCCCCGCGACAUUGGAUCAUUACACUUCCAUUACUUCACUGGGCAAAAUGGUUGGCCGACUUGAAGGGAAAGUUGCUAUUGUGACUGGUGCGGGUUCCGGGUUUGGCGAAGCCAUCGCGCACGCCUUCGUUGACGAAGGCGCCCACGUCCUGGUCGCAGAUAUCGCGGUCGAGAACGGCCACCGUGUCGUGAAGGACAUCGAGGCCAAAUCCGGAGCCGCGCGAGGCAGUGCAGUUUUCGUGGACUUCAACUGCACAAGCCGCAAGGCGUGGGAAGAUGCUCUCGAGUUGGCAAAGCAGAAGUUCGGUAAACUGGACAUUGUCGUGAACAACGCUGGAACGACAUACCGGAAGAAGCCUAGCAUUGAGGUUACAGAGGAUGAGUUUGAUAAAAUUAUUGCCGUGAACGUGAAGAGCAUCUAUCACAGCGUCGCUGCCGUGGUCCCGUACUUUGUCGAGAGGAAGUCUGGUGUGUUUUUGAAUACAUCGUCGGUCGCAGGCACACGAGUAAGACCUGGCCAGGUAUUUUAUGGCGGCACAAAGGGCUUUUUGAAUACGGUCACACAAGGUCUCGCUGCAGAAUAUGGGCCCCAAGGUCUUCGAUUUAACUCCAUCUGCCCUCUUCGCGGAAAGACUGGAUUAUUAGAGAUGUUCUCUGGUGUCCCCGAUACGCCGGAAGAGCGCGAAAGAUUCGCACAAUCGGUGCCGCUGAGGCGGAUGUCGGAGCCGACGGAUGUUGCAAAUGCAGCUGUUUAUCUAGCAAGCGACGAGGCUUCAUUUAUCACGGGAGUUAAUUUACCUGUGGAUGGUGGAAGAUUGGCGGUUUAA
Coccidioides posadasii C735 delta SOWgp is the source of this 1212-nucleotide messenger RNA. RefSeq lists its product as uncharacterized. Gene Ontology annotation, molecular function: oxidoreductase activity. The record is from RefSeq and is a predicted model, not a curated record. NCBI's taxonomy places the organism in Eukaryota, Fungi, Ascomycota, Eurotiomycetes, Onygenales, Onygenaceae.